UCCGAUGCACCGUGUGGAGAAGAGGAGGAGGAAGUCUGCCUCAGCCGAGUCUUCUGCUCUGACGGUAUCGUGUAUGUGGGACUAUUAAACAGACACGAUGGUGGCGACGGGAGGCUGAUAGCAGUUUAACAUGUGGAGCUUUAGUCAUCAUUCCAAGGUAAAUGCGUUGGAGAGACUUUUAUUUUAGUUGAGCGUCUCCCUUGACGUAAAUUGCUCCCUUUAUCGGACAUGCUCUCACCUUCCCCUAGUGGACAGACCAGCUCAGUGCACAAGGACCAGAUAAACGAGUGAAACGUGAUGCAGACCAUGGCCUAGGGACCAGGGCCUCCGGACAGGGGUGUCAGCGGAGACCCAGACAGUCUCGUGGGUUUCCGUGACUUGAGAAGCCUUCACUUCUACUCUGUUUGUUUAUAACCCUCAGCAUCCUCACUGCUCUGGACCACAGGUUAGCAGAUGACCAGAAUGUGCAGCUCCUAAACUUGGACAGAAGCACUCUCCAUCAUGGACUCCAAAAAGCAAGGGGUCUUGAAGCACCUGCGCCAGAGGGUGCACCCGCUGCUGCCUAACUUGCUGAGGAACAAGACACCCUCAAAAAAGGGAGCUCUGCAAUCUGGGCUGGCCCCAGACCACCGCAUGAGCUCCUCUGUACCGGACAUUAGACACAACUAUGUCCCUCUCCCAUCCACCGCACACAUCCAAAAAAGGGACAUGUCCAGCUAUAGCAACCCCUCAACACCGCUCAACAAAACAGCUAGGAGGCAGGCAGCAGGCGGGAGUGGCCUGAGGAUGGAAGCAGGGAGGAGUGAACAAGUCUUAUGUGUGCCAGCAGACUGCACAGAUGGGAAUUCCUCCAGAAACUCUGAUAGCUACCUCAGCCAGAGGCACCUGAGAGGUGCUGCAGACAUGGAGCCAGAGGAGUUGAGCCUGCCUGAGGUCAUGACCAUCUACAGCCCAGAGCAGCCCACCGGGGAGACACAACAGCAAGAUGACAAUACUGAAUUGAACAGUGACAUGAUCAUCAAUGGAGACACCCAAACUAUUGAGCCGGGCGGUGAGACUCUGGCUGGGUCAGAGGUCACUGAGCCUGUAAAAUCCUUUCUGGUGACCAUCACGCUGAAGGAAGGACACAACCUCGUCAUCAGAGACCGAUGUGGUACAAGUGAUCCAUAUGUCAAAUUUAAACUGGACGGAAAGACGUUCUAUAAGAGCAAAGUUGUAUAUAAAAAUCUAAAUCCUUUAUGGAAUGAGACCUUCUCUAUGCCAAUCAAAGAUCUGAACCAAAAGCUCUAUAUUAAGGUAUAUGACCGUGAUCUAACAACUGAUGACUUUAUGGGCUCUGCUAGUGUACUUCUGAGUGAACUGGAGAUGGACAAACUAACAACGAUGUCCCUGCCACUGAACGACCCGAAUAGCCUGGAGGAGGACAUGGGGCUGGUGCUUAUGGACAUGACCCUUACACUCAGAGAUGGAGGCAGCAGGAAAUUCAAUCGAUGGUCCAGAAAACGCAGCAGUAGGUCAGGAAACCCACAGCAGACUUUUCGCCUGUCAGACACAUUAAAGAAGAGCCAGCUGUGGACGUCUAUGGUGACAGUGACUCUGGUGGAGGGCCAGGACCUGCCUGCGGAGCCUUCAACGGGGCACUAUUUUGUUUCCUUCAGACUUGGAGAGCAGAGAUUUAAAAGCAAGAGUAAAAGCAAAAUGGCCAAUCCACAGUGGAAGGAGAAGUUCACAUUUAACCAGUUCUUCGACAGUCCGGACAUUAUGGAGGUGGAAGUCUGGUCUAAGGAGGGACGCAAGACUGAGGAGUGUCUGGGAGUGUGUGAAGUGAACCUGUCCCAGAUCUCUGUCAAUCAAAGGAAGCUCUUCACGCACGUGCUGGAGCAUGGGAGGGGCCGUGUGCUCUUCCUGGUGGAGCUAAGCGCGUGCAGUGGCGUCUCCCUGUCCGACCUGUGCGCCGCGCCGCUUGACGAACCACGUGAAAGACAGAGCCAGCUGGAGAACUAUAGUUUGAAGAGAUCUUUAAAAAAUUUGCAUGAUGUUGGUUUUCUUCAAGUGAAAAUCCUGAAAGCUUCAGACUUGAUAGCAGCUGAUAUAAAUGGGAAAAGUGAUCCUUUCUGUGUGUUGGACUUGGGAAACGACAGGCUUCAGACGCACACAGUCUACAAAACCCUGUACCCAGAGUGGAAUAAAGUGAUUACACUCCCUGUCAAAGACAUUCACGAUGUUCUGAUGGUGACGGUCUUUGAUGAGGAUGGGGACAAGGCGCCAGACUUUUUGGGGAAAGUUGCCAUUCCUCUGCUUUCGAUCCGGGGGGGACAACAGAUCACACUCCCACUGUUAAAACAGGACCUGAGCGGCCUGUCAAAGGGGAGCAUCACUCUGGAGCUGGAGGUCAUCUUUAACCCUAUCAAAGCAAGUAUAAGAACAUUUCAACCGAAAGAGAGGCUUUUUAUUGAAGAUAAUCCAAAAUUUUCCAAAAAGGCCCUGGCUCGAAAUGUGAUGCGCGUUCAGACACUGUUGAGGGCUAUCAUGUCUGCACUGCAGUACAUCAAAAGCUGCUUCCAGUGGGAGAAUACUCAGAGGAGCCUGCUCGCCUUCUUGUUGUUUGUUGUGGUGGUGUGGAACUGGGAGUUUUACAUGCUGCCGCUCUUCCUGGUCGGACUCAUCUCAUGGAAAUAUAUGAAAAUUCGGUCUUCUCCGGCCAGUCAAGAUCUGGAAAAUAUGGAUGUGGCCGAUGAGGAGGACGAAGAUGAAAAGGAAUCAGAGAAGAAAGGUCUGUUAGACAAAAUUCACAUGGUCCAAGACACUGUCAUUUUAGUUCAAAAUAUCCUCGAUGAGAUCGCCUGCUUCGGAGAGAGGAUUAAAAACACAUUCAACUGGUCUGUGCCAUUCCUGUCCUGCUUGGCUUUUAUCAUCUUUGUCAUCGCCACUGUGCUCACGUACUUCAUCCCAAUUCGUUACAUCAUUUUAGUCUGGGGUAUCAAUAAAUUCACCAAGAAAUUACGGAACCCGUACAGCAUCGACAACAACGAAGUGCUCGAUUUCCUGUCCCGAGUGCCUUCAGAUGUGCAGAAGGUGCAGUAUAGUACGACCAGAGGCACCAAGAGGAAGAGGACCUCGUAGUCUGUGAAAGAAACAUGAUGCUGCUCUUUGCACAAGGAGGUGGAUGAGCACUUUGUUCUUUGACGUGUGAUACAUUUUCAAAUGUAAUUCUGCAGUGAAUGGAAAAAUGUAUUUCAACCAAAGAUGUAAAAAUUUAGUUUCAUCCUCAUGCUGCAUCGGUAACAUUAAUAAUAAUAGCUACUUUAAGUUGUCUUAAUAAAGCAUGAAAAAGAUUUAAUUUAUAAUAAACAAUUAGUUUAUUAAGAAUGAUUUAGGCUUAAUACUUACUUAAUUAAUACCCUAACACUAACUCCUAUCCCUAAGUAGUUUCUUAGCCAGAAUCAUUCUUAAUAAACUUUGUUCAUUUUGAAUUCAGUUUUUGCUCAUUCUUCAUUAAGGCUAAUUAAGGUAUAGUUAUAAAGUGGUACCAUUGUAUAUGUAUGUAUUUUAUAUUUACAUUUCAGCUCUUAUGACCUCAUAUAAGAUUGUAUUGUACAGUUUACUUGAUCUUUUAUUUGGUUUUCCUAUUUUCAUUGUAUUUUAUAUUUCUGAAUGUAAGACAUAUCGAUAGAGUGUAUUUUCUAUAUAAAGGCUUACUAUGUGGGAUCACCAUAUAAAAGCAUGACGGCGUGACAGAUACACAGCAAUGGGUAUUAUAAAUAGAAUGCCAGAUUAAAUUAUAUGUUCCACAAGCAAAUCAUACACCCGUUUUACUCCGGUUCAUUUCAUCAUGCUUCGGUAUUUAUGUCACUUUUAUUAUUUUGCUUUUGGUUGAACCGUUAUCAAACUUGCAUUGCACUCCUCUUGGUAUUAUACCCUUUGCUCUUGAACAAAAUCUCAGCAACUCUGUAAUACACUAUUUAUUAAUGACUGUUCCGCUGAAAUCUGUCUGCCUCUCAUAUCCAUCAGCAAUAAAAACUCAACCUCC
Boleophthalmus pectinirostris (great blue-spotted mudskipper) is the source of this 4030-nucleotide messenger RNA. RefSeq names its product multiple C2 domains, transmembrane 2b (gene mctp2b). Gene Ontology annotation, cellular component: synaptic vesicle membrane. The transcript has 24 exons. The coding region runs from base 502 to 3123 and encodes 873 amino acids. NCBI's taxonomy places the organism in Eukaryota, Metazoa, Chordata, Actinopteri, Gobiiformes, Gobiidae. The record is from RefSeq and is a predicted model, not a curated record. Gene Ontology annotation, molecular function: calcium ion binding. Gene Ontology annotation, biological process: regulation of neurotransmitter secretion.